GACCAGGAGGACCAUGAAGCUCCUGAAGCCGACCUGGGUCAACCACAAUGGCAAGCCAAUAUUUUCAGUUGACAUUCAUCCUGAUGGGACCAAGUUUGCAACUGGAGGUCAAGGAGAGGAUUCUGGGAAGGUGGUGAUAUGGAACAUGGCUCCUGUUCUCAAAGAGGAUGAUGAAAAGAAUGAGAAUGUGCCCAAGAUGCUUUGUCAGAUGGACAAUCAUUUAGCAUGUGUAAACUGUGUGCGGUGGUCAAACAAUGGCAUAUAUCUGGCUUCUGGGGGAGAUGACAAGCUGAUCAUGAUUUGGAAGAGAGCUGCGUACAUUGGGCCUAGCACAGUGUUUGGUUCCAGUAGUAAACUUGCUAACGUAGAACAGUGGCGAUGUGUCUCGAUUCUUCGAAGCCAUUCGGGAGAUGUCAUGGACGUGGCUUGGUCUCCUCAUGACGCUUGGUUGGCCUCCUGUAGCGUGGACAACACCGUUGUCAUCUGGAAUGCUGUCAAAUUCCCAGAAAUUCUUGCCACCCUGAAGGGUCACUCUGGCUUGGUUAAGGGGCUCACGUGGGACCCCGUUGGGAAAUACAUUGCGUCCCAAGCAGAUGACCGAAGCUUGAAGGUGUGGCGCACCAUGGACUGGCAGCUAGAAACCAGCAUUACCAAACCAUUUGAUGAGUGUGGAGGAACAACGCAUGUUUUACGUCUGAGCUGGUCGCCCGAUGGUCACUAUCUGGUCUCUGCUCACGCCAUGAACAAUUCUGGGCCGACAGCACAGAUCAUUGAGAGGGACGGGUGGAAGACAAAUAUGGAUUUUGUCGGCCAUCGUAAAGCAGUGACGGUGGUGAAAUUCAAUCCAAAAAUCUUCAAAAAGAAACAGAAGAAUGGUAGCUCUACAAAGCCCACUUGCCCUUAUUGCUGCUGUGCAGUCGGAAGUAAAGACCGGUCCCUUUCUGUCUGGCUGACGUGUCUGAAAAGGCCUCUGGUGGUCAUCCAUGAGCUGUUUGACAAGUCGAUCAUGGACAUUUCAUGGACCUUAAAUGGGCUAGGCAUCCUCGUGUGCUCCAUGGACGGAUCCGUGGCAUUUUUGGAUUUCUCCCAGGAUGAGCUUGGUGAUCCACUCAGCGAGGAAGAGAAG
Messenger RNA from Pogona vitticeps (central bearded dragon), 1126 nucleotides. NCBI's taxonomy places the organism in Eukaryota, Metazoa, Chordata, Lepidosauria, Squamata, Agamidae. The record is from RefSeq and is a predicted model, not a curated record.